Neocloeon triangulifer is the source of this 830-nucleotide messenger RNA. It is a transcript of the gene Sod1, whose product is annotated as superoxide dismutase [Cu-Zn]. Bases 142 to 606 code for a protein of 154 amino acids. The transcript has 3 exons. NCBI's taxonomy places the organism in Eukaryota, Metazoa, Arthropoda, Insecta, Ephemeroptera, Baetidae. The record is from RefSeq and is a predicted model, not a curated record. Gene Ontology annotation, biological process: removal of superoxide radicals. Gene Ontology annotation, molecular function: copper ion binding; superoxide dismutase activity.
ACCCCCGAUUGACUCGCUUGCGCCGGGUGCAAAACAGAAAAUUGCUUGGAAGAAACGCCGAGAAUAUCAUUGAACGUCAACUAUAAUCUAUUUUUCUCUUGAAAUUUGAUUCUCUAGUUCUCAUAUUUUGCAAGAGAAAUAAUGGCUGCAAAAGCUGUCUGUGUGCUGAAUGGAGAAGCAGUGAAGGGCACUGUAUUUUUUGAGCAGGCUGCUGAGGGUGCACCUGUGAAGGUCAGCGGUGAGGUCACCGGACUCACUAAAGGCUUACAUGGUUUCCAUGUCCACGAGUUUGGGGACAAUACCAAUGGCUGCACUAGUGCUGGGCCUCAUUUCAAUCCUCUGAACAAGACCCACGGUGGCCCCCUGGACGACGUUCGCCAUGUGGGUGAUCUUGGAAAUUUGGAUGCUGGAGACGACGGAAAGGCCACCAUUGACAUUUCAGAUAAUCUGAUUUCCCUGUCUGGUGCUCACAGCAUUAUUGGAAGGACUGUUGUUGUCCAUGCUGACCCAGACGAUUUGGGCAAGGGCGGCCACGAGCUGAGCCCUACCACUGGCAACGCUGGUGCCAGGGUUGCCUGUGGAGUCAUUGGCAUCGCCAAAGUGUAAAAUCUUUAUUGCCAUGGCAAUCCUUUCAAGAUCAGAAACCAUUGCAAGUUUACUGUUGCAGAGCCGCAGUGGGCCACAGCAAAAUUUAAGUGGCAUUCGAGAAUCACUAUCUUUUACCAUUCCCACACUGAUAUGUUCAGUCAAAAAAUCCUUAUCUGAACAUAAUCAUUGUCACAAGCCAACUCUUGUGAAUAAAUAGUUACUGUAUGUUUGAGAAGGUCUUU